UGUUAGACUGCCCGGCGCUGCCUGGCGCUGCGCGUCUUGGUGCUAACCUUCACAUCCCUCGACGAAGCUGGCACCGUGUACUUCCUCUCGCUAGACUUCUCGUUUCCGUUUAUGACAGGACCGCGAUGAGCUCACGACAGCAAUCAGCCGGAUAUACAGACAUUGAGAAGAUGUCGGACGAGUCUGAACAUGAGGAGGAGGAGACUCCUGAACGGCCUUUCGAAGAACCAAAGGUCAACGCCGCGGAUCCGCCCAUUCCUCGUAAGGCGCGCGCACAGGCGAACAUUGGAACCGGCGGCCGAGAGGAGACCUCUCGAUUAUUUGGCAUACCAAAGUAUUCAUCAGGUGGCAAGGGAGGGCUCGGCGACUACAGUGAAAUCUACCCGGAGGAUCCAUACGGGGCUGAAGUAGGAGAGAAUGCGCGCGUGUGGCGCGUCUACCUCGACGAGAGCGGGCAGUUUGACGAUGACAUGCUCCAGGGCUUUCGGGACACCUUGGACGUACAUCUUGUAUUCGCUGCCCUUUUUUCUGCCGUCGUCACGACCUUCGUCGCCCAGACCUCGCAGGCGCUGCAACCCGAUUACGGGCGUAUUUCAGCUGCCGUUUUGCUGGAGCUGGUGGCGCUGCAGCGUGCGCGCUCUCCUGACGAUGUACCGUCAGCAGGCGUAGACCUGGACUCGCUGUCCGCUACGACGGGAGACGUGUGGGUGAAUGCGCUCUGGUUCACCACCCUCGGGCUUUCUUUGGCGACGGUGCUCAUCGCAGUCCUGGUCAAGCAGUGGCUUCAGGAAUAUGUGAAAACACCAUCUGGGCCUCCACGCGAUCGCGCUCUGAUACGGCACAUGCGAUAUAAGGAACUGGUCCGCUGGAAGGUUCCCUUCAUCAUCAGUCUCAUCCCCGUGCUACUGCAUAUCUCCCUCGCCCUCUUCCUCGCCGGUCUGAUCGUCUUUCUAUACGCCCUAUCCUUGCCUAUCACGUGGACGGUCGCCGCACUGACAGGUAUGACUUACCUUUUCUACCUUUGGACGCACGCUCUGGCGGUGGUUCACUGGCAGUGUUCGUAUCGGACACCCGUCACUCACGCUGUCCGUGAUCUGCUGCGGCGCCUUAUCACGGCGUACUACGGUCUCAAGCCUGCGCGUCUCGUAUCCAGGCUUCAGCGUUGGCCAGCGACUAUUGCUCCUCUAGCUCAGUCUGUUGCACGGUGGUUCGUACGCAAGCGCGUCAUCCUGUCCACGCUAUGGGCCCACCCUUGGAGCAUUAUCUCCCUCAUGUGGUUGAGAACAAAGAACGUGUUCACCUCUGACUCAGCGCUCCUACGACCGCCCAAGUUUGCCGGCCAGGAAGAAGUUGCAGCGAUCCGGAUGCAGGGCGACCGACUCGAUCAGUCGAUCCUCGACAUGAUGUUUGACAGCCUUACUUGGCUUUACACCAACUCAACAAAUCUGUCAGCGCGCAACAUCAUCUCAGAGGCUUGCGCCGGAUGGCCGUCCCCGCUUGCGCUCGACCCCAAGACGGAGGCCUGGAGGAUGGGUCUGGGCGCGGUCCUUCCCAGCACCCUCCACGAAGUCACCGCACCCGGCAAGCUCGACGAUGAGCGCGGCUGCCUUGGCUUCGAGCGCUGGGCGCGCAGCCUAUGCUGCAUUGCCUGGGAGCCAUUCGGCCUCGUCACCGAACGCCACGGCGGAUUCAUGCCCCUCUUCGGGCGAAACCUCGUGACGCACGAAGAUUGGAAUGUCGUCGCGGAGAGGAUGCGCGAGGCGUCCGAUACGCAGUCGACGAACCAGCAACUGCUCAUCCGCCUCCUUUGCCUGCGUCUGUUCUACCCUGCGCAAGCGAGUCGGCGGUACAACCGCCAUAUUCCAGCGCCGGACGAUCUUCUGCGGGAGGUCAGGCGGAUUGUGCUGAACCGGGAUACGCGGCUGGCGCCGGCGGUGUGGCACUUAUUGCUGGACUAUGCAUGCCGGAGGAUGCCUAAUGAGCCUACCAUAUUACUUCAGAAGCCGACCGCUCUACAGCAGAUGGGCGUCGGCGGGUACCCGAGUCGACGCCUUCUGACGGAUGAGGAUAUGGUCACGAUCCAGCCCUGGCUCGAAGACGUGUUGCUGCUUGCGCAGGCUCACAGCGUCGCGACAACAACGAGGGACGGCAAGUCGCGGACAUCCCUUUAUCGAGCGUGCGAAGGACCGGCGACCCUCCAAGAGGCUUGCGAUUACCACAGUCACGUCAAGCAGCGGCUCACCGACUAUUUGUGCCUCGUACUUGGCAACGAUUCCACUCGCGCGCGCAUUGGGCAAUGGCCGCAAGCCCUAGCACAACUAGCAGAAUACCUUCGGUACGCCAACCAGCCGGUUCCUAAAUGGCUUGCAGAUGCUUGUUGGACCGAACUGCAGUCUCUGGCACCCCAAUACCAUCGCCGGGUUUGCCGAGUAUUCCACGAUAGCGCUGGCAGCGUGCAAAACUUUCAGAGCCGCGAGGCUGUCUAUUCUUUCCUCCACGAUGCUCAGCAGAACUUCGAGACGAUAUUCGUCCUUUACAAGGCGGCGCGAUCUGAUGCGGUCGGCGAUCCUGAAACUGUCCAUACUGAGGCGACCAUACCACAUCGUACGCGCCUGUCUACGAGGAGCGUAUUCACAGCAAGAGAGGACGAAGGGCUGAAUACCGUGGAGCUGCCAAUCCGCUGUGCCUCCCUCAUUCUCGAACUCUCCACACCUCGUACGCCCGACGUCGAGAAGGGCCUUUUACUCGAGCAAGCGAUGCUGGUCAUCCUCAAGAACCGCCUUCUGGAGUACAUCCAACAUGCCCGGCAUGCGAUUCAUCGCCAUCUUGUGCAGGAUCUCGUCACUCGUUACAUCGGCGCAUUGCUUGGAGAGCGGAACGCAAUGUUCAGGAGCAUCAGGCCUCCGCUCUCGGAGGAAACUAUCCGAUGGAUGGCGAGCAUGUGCGAACCAGCGCAUCCAAGUCACGUCCCCCAGUUGUUGAGAUACGAGGAGGCCCUGCGACGGCUAUACAAGGACACCGAAGCGGAGGACUCAGAGGUGUGGCAUCGAACGCUCAUCUCCUCAAUCGCCGAAGUACACCUCGCCAACGCGACCCGAGGGCGUCCCUGGGUGGUACUAAACCGCUACCGUAGCUUGUAUCGCUUCGCCCAACUCUUUGGCGGCGAGCCAUGCGAUCGCCUCGAGUGUCAGGGACAUUCCCUCUUCGUCUGUGUCAACGUCGGAUGGCUACUCGAGCAAGGCGUACGCCCUGCCGGAUACCCGGAUAAUUUGGACUACGGCCCGUACGCUAUCGAGUUCUCUAAGCUUGACAAGAUGCUAGAGGAAGCGGAUGCCGAGUCCGGGGAGGGUUUCGUGAAGCACAUAUGGGAGGCUGCGAGUGUAUGGGCAAAUUUGUGGCGGCCAAGUCGACAACAGGAAGGAGACUUACAUCAACAAGUCUGAAGAAUGUAGCUGUAUUAUAUCUCUGUCGUGGACUACUUGUACAAUGUACAUGAGGGUGUCUAGUGCCAUAUGAUGCAUGUCGGCGAGUUUCACUGCGAGGAUACGG
Messenger RNA from Schizophyllum commune H4-8, 3549 nucleotides. RefSeq lists its product as uncharacterized. Lineage: Eukaryota; Fungi; Basidiomycota; Agaricomycetes; Agaricales; Schizophyllaceae. The transcript is spliced from 7 exons. The coding region runs from base 126 to 3443 and encodes 1105 amino acids. The record is from RefSeq and is a predicted model, not a curated record.